Molecule: messenger RNA, 493 nt
Organism: Musca vetustissima
Lineage: Eukaryota; Metazoa; Arthropoda; Insecta; Diptera; Muscidae
Product: ninjurin-1
Exons: 4
Coding region: 1-474 (157 amino acids)
Biological process (GO): cell adhesion; tissue regeneration
Cellular component (GO): membrane
Source: RefSeq, a predicted model, not a curated record
AUGGCUCAGGCUAUUGCGAAUGCUUUGAACAAUGACACUGAGAAAUUUCAAGAUUCGUAUUCACCUUCAUCAAUUUCCACAUUUCCAUUUCAGAUGAAAUCUAUGGAUGCCAAUCGAUAUGCCACAAAGAAAACAAUUGCCCAGGGCAUGUUGGACAUAGCCCUGCUGACGGCCAAUGCAUCACAGCUGAAGUACAUUCUACAAGUCGGUGAACAGCAUCAGUUUUACAAGUUGAUGCUGGUCCUGAUUAGCCUGUCGAUCAUUUUGCAGAUUCUGUCCGGUGUUCUAAGUUUGUCACUGAGUUUAAUGCGCGAUUGCCGCAUGCAUAUGCCGGAAUUCCAUCAUUCGGCGAAUGUCAUCAAUCACUUACGUACCGGGUUUGCAUUUAUUGUGACCAUGAUUAAUUUGUUUAUUUCGGCAUUUGAUUCGCGCCUACCACCCUCUCAAGGAGACUAUCUCAGUGGACUCAAUUGAAAUUGUUCGCAAAUGCUGC